GGCUGUCUCGGUCAAGUCUGGCUCAGAGGCAGCGACGGGCGAGGGAGCGGGCCGAGUGCUGACGUGCAGCUGCGACUGGGGCAGCGCUGCGGCGCUGAGGGAAGGCGAGGGCGCCGCGAGAGCUCCCCGGAGGAGCAGAUCUCGCGAGAGCGGCCGGCUGGUGGUGGUGGCUGCUGCGGAGGGGGUUGGAUCGGCGGCGGCAGCAGGAGCAGUAGCGGCGGCGGGAGGCGGCGGAGGAGGGGGCGGCGGCGGCGGCGGCCGGGGGGCGCAGGCAGGCGGGUGUCGGGCGGCCCGGCAGAAUCAUGGCGGACAGAGACAGCGGCAGCGAGCAGGGUGGCGGCAGUGGCGGCAGCGGGGCGCCUGGCUCGGGCCCGGGCGGCGGCGGCGGCGGGCCCGGCGGUAGCGGCGGCGGCGGUGUGGGCCUCCAGCACGAGACGCAGGAGCUGGCCUCCAAGCGGGUGGACAUCCAGAACAAGCGCUUCUACUUGGACGUGAAGCAGAACGCCAAGGGCCGCUUCCUGAAGAUCGCCGAGGUGGGCGCCGGAGGCAGCAAGAGCCGGCUGACGCUCUCCAUGUCGGUGGCGGUGGAGUUCCGCGACUACCUGGGCGACUUCAUCGAGCACUACGCGCAGCUGGGCCCCAGCCAGCCGCCGGAACUGGCGCAGGCCGCGGACGAGCCCCGGCGGGCCUUGAAGAGCGAGUUCCUGGUGCGCGAGAACCGCAAGUACUACAUGGAUCUGAAGGAGAACCAGCGCGGGCGGUUCCUGCGCAUCCGGCAGACGGUCAACCGCGGCCCGGGCCUGGGCUCCACGCAGGGCCAGACCAUCGCCCUGCCCGCCCAGGGGUUGAUCGAGUUCCGCGACGCCCUGGCCAAACUCAUCGACGACUACGGCGUGGAGGAGGAGCCGGCCGAGCUGCCCGAGGGCACCUCCUUGACGGUGGACAACAAGCGCUUCUUCUUCGAUGUGGGCUCCAACAAGUACGGCGUCUUCAUGCGGGUGAGCGAGGUCAAGCCCACCUACCGCAAUUCCAUCACCGUCCCUUACAAAGUGUGGGCCAAGUUCGGGCACACCUUUUGCAAGUACUCGGACGAGAUGAAGAAGAUCCAGGAGAAGCAGAGGGACAAGCGGGCAGCAGCAGCCGCCGCAACCGCCUCCUCGUCCUCCUCGGGAGGAGCAGAGCAGCAGCCGGAGACCGAGAGCAGCAGCAGCACCGCUGCCACCACCGGCCCUCCAGGAGCCUUGCUGCAGGCCGAGGAGCCAGAGGAGGAUUGAUCUCCCUCCCUCCUUUCCUUCCUCCUCCCCACUUCCCUCCUCCCCACUUGGCUGCCUCCCUGCCCUGCUGCACAGAGACACUCGUAAUAAUAAUAACACACACCGAGAGAGACUUUAUACUGUAAGUGAGAGAAAGAGAGAAAGAACCGACACCCACACACCGAAAAUAAUACAUACAGUUAAAUAUACCUGUUGUUAUAACUCCAAGGGGAGCACCAACCACCCACCCACCACCAAACUGACAGCCGAGCAAGCAACUUCUUUCUCUCCACCCCAUCGCUGGAUUGUUCCUUCCACUCUUACCCAUCGUAUAAAACAGUAAGCAGCUGCUAAAAACAAAACAAACAAAAAAAUACAAAAAAAUUACAAAAAAAGUAAUAACAUUAUAUAUGAUGAACUGUGUUUCCUACUUGAUUAAAAAUAUAAAGAACUGAGUGUUUAUUUCCCUAAUUAACCAAGAACUUUUGUACACGUUUAAGCUAUUAUUAUUAUUAAGUGUUUGCAAAAAUGGUCAAGAUUAAAAUAUUGCUGAAUUAUAUUAAAAAAGAGAAAAAUGUCCUUUUCAUGUUGAGCUAACAUUUGACUUUAGCACAAAAAAGAGAUAUUUUAGAACACGUAAAAUAAUAUUUUUAGUUUUUUCUUCUCAUUUUGUUACCAAAUUUCAAAACCUUACAUGGAGGUUAUUAUAGUAUAUUUGACACCCUAUAUACCUGUGAUUAGAGAUGUGUAUAUAUAUAUGAGGGCUAGGCAUGCUGUGUGUCUGAGCUUUGUCUAAAUGUUAUGCAGAAGUCUGUAGAGUUAAAAGGUACGUAGGUUAAUUCAUGCAAGGUAAACAAUAAGUGCUCUCUUUUAUACAAUAUGCAUUGCAUCUGGACCUUAAACAUAUAAAAUGGUCAGUGAAACUUCUGUGAACAUGAAGAAAAAUUAUUAAAAAGGCAUUUAAAUGAAAUUUGCUAACUUGUGAUUUUUACGGUUUGAACCAAAGUUAUUCAAAUAGUAAAAAGAGAGAGAAAGAAAAUGAUCUCCCAUAUUUUUCUGCACCUGUUUGGUUUACAGCUAAGUAGGUAUAUUGUCAUUGUGUAUCAGAUGUACUUGUAUUGUUCAUAAUAUAUUUUUUUUAUGAUGUGUACUUAAAGUACUUAAUGUGCAGCAAUUUCCAGUAAACCUGUUUUUGAAUAACAGGUGUUGAGGGUUUUUUGUGUAUGGCCACUAGCACUAUCCCCUUAACUUGUUUUAAGUCUGAACCGAAACUCCAGAUUGUGCUAGUGCUAACUAACUUGCUUAGGCCUGUCAUAGAAGUUAGUGCGACAUGAUUAUAGAGUAAUCCUACUGAGCCAUGGAUUUUGAGUUUCCUUUAAAAGUGAAAGCCAAGUUGGUGUGUUGUAAAGAAAUUUCCAUGUAGCUGUGGUGCUAGUUAUUACUGGCUACAUACUUUAUAAAUGUAGUAGUAACCCCCAAAUGUGCAAGCUUUCAGUUCAAAGUAUGUACUUUGUGUGGUAUAUUAAAACUGUAGGGUAUGAAAACAGUCUAUUAGAACACUGACCUGUCAAGUGGUGUUCUCCAAAUUGCAAUUAUUUGUAAUAAUAUAAUUUUAGAGGUUUUUCUUUAAAAAUGUUUGUGUGCUUUUAAUUGACUAACUUGCUGCUGUAUAGUAAAAAAUAUUAAUAUAUUUUUAUCAUUAAACUGCUGCAUGACUAUCAUCAUUGCAAGUGAAAAGAAUAUGUUAUAAAUGAUGCCUUAAAACAGUAGAAAAUCUAGUUGGGAUUUUGUAGGAAGAGUUGACAAAAUAAGAAUCUGUCUGACUCUCAGUUUUUGGAGUGUACUCGCUUAACAUCCUUGACAAAUUUUAACAAUGUAGAUUUAACUGCUGUAUGUAGAAGAUGCCACCUGUAGGAACAUAAAUUUUCUAUGCUUCUCAUUGAUUGUAAGAGGUUGGGCCUAGGAAGGACAAAGAGAUUGUUUAAAGGAAAUGUAUUUUCUUUUUUUCAUUAAAGUAUAAUUCCCGUUUUUGGAGAUGUACUGUAAGUGUCAAUAUAAUACCUGUUUCCGUUGUAUCAUCCAUUUCCAGUUAAACAUGUUUGCUACUGGUGUCUGUAGAACACCAAAUGUGCAAUAAUGUUAGUGGUUAGGAAUUGUUGUUUUAACAAUCACUGGAAUUACAUUAUUUUCUAAGGUGCACUUUUCCACAUAGCAAAAAUAAGCUUCCAUACUGCAUAAUGUGAUAACUGACAUGGUUCUUGACUGCAUGUAAACAUUGACUAGUAAGCUUGCUUUGUUUUCAUUGGAAGUUUUGUUGAGCAGUUUCAUAUUGUAUUUGAACUGUGAUGUGGAAAGGGCUGCAUUUUCCAUGCUACAGGUAGUUAGGAAAGUUAAAUUGCUUUUAUUCUGCUAUUUGGUUGUCUUGGUUCUACCUUUCACUGUUGUUUUAAAAGUUGCAGUACUGCAUAUUGGCACACAUUGUUCAUUCAGUUUUGUUUUUAGCAAUAACUUGUGUGGCUCCGUGAGAAUGCAGCAAGGUGUCUUUUUGUUCCUUUUGCAUCAGUGCAAGCUUUGUUAAAGAGCAAAAUCCGUAUUUCAUUUUAGACUAGAGACAAACUAGUUUUAAAGAGAGCUGAAAGUGGUUUGAGAGUGGCUUUGUUUCCUAUGGUGUAAAAACACAAACCAUUUUUCCAACAGUUGCCUCUGGUCCAUCACCUAGUUCUACAGGUUUGUUAAACAAUAUAAGCACCUUUUUUAAUCAGAUGCGAAAUUUGGCUGACUGUACAUACUACACACAGUGACUCCUCUUUUAAACCACAUUGAACUCUCUGAAAAACCUAUUGUCUGAUUCCAGCCAACAUUGAGAGUAGUCCAGAGUAUCAGCAAUUUUGCUUCUUUGCUUUUCCCAAGAAUCAAAAUUUAUGAAUGGAACUCUUCUUGACUCAUUCAUCUAAGAAAUCUUAUCUUUGAUCCUGAUUGGGUCAAGAAGGUUUGUGGGUUGUAUAGUUCUGUUUAAUUCUGUUUGUGUCAUCACAUCUUACCACAGUUUUAGCAAAGUUCUUUGUCCUGAAUCUGAGAAUACUUUGAUUUAUAGGUAGUUUAGGACUUGAUCAAUGCUAAUGAUACAAUGUUACAUUGAUUAUAAAUGACCUUGUUUUGAGUUUCACUUUUUCCAGUUGAGGUGCUCGGUACUUUACCAAGGUUCUAAAGCUUAGUGUUUAAAAUGAGCAACAGUGGGGAAACCUUGCUUAAGGCCAGAAGAAUAAAAAUAAUGGUAUAUUUGACCAUAUUUGGUGUUCUAAAAAACAGUAUGUUCAAAUGUGCCAAGUAAUCCACCUUUUGGAAAACAUGCCUUAUUUUCCUUAAUAUGCUUUUCAGUGUCUUGUAGAAAAGAUCCAAGGUCAUAAUGCUACUUUAUAUGAAGUGCAAGAAAACUUGAAAUCCACUGCAAUACAUACAUAGUGUGUGUGUGUUUUUGUGUUUUUGUUUUUUUGUUUUAAGCUAAAGGGACACUGUCAAGUAACUUACAUUUCAAACACGACUUCCCUUUUGGGUGAUUACAGCAUGGCAAACAAUGUCCUCAUUUUAAGUCCACUUGUUUUUUUUUAAAUUGCUCUGUCUGAGAAAUUAAAUAAACAAUUAAAAAUUA
Hemicordylus capensis (graceful crag lizard) is the source of this 4902-nucleotide messenger RNA. RefSeq names its product purine rich element binding protein A (gene PURA). Lineage: Eukaryota; Metazoa; Chordata; Lepidosauria; Squamata; Cordylidae. Gene Ontology annotation, cellular component: nucleus. Gene Ontology annotation, molecular function: purine-rich negative regulatory element binding; RNA polymerase II transcription regulatory region sequence-specific DNA binding; DNA-binding transcription factor activity, RNA polymerase II-specific. The record is from RefSeq and is a predicted model, not a curated record. The transcript has 2 exons. The coding region runs from base 303 to 1274 and encodes 323 amino acids. Gene Ontology annotation, biological process: regulation of transcription by RNA polymerase II.